Messenger RNA from Tarenaya hassleriana, 1985 nucleotides. RefSeq lists its product as uncharacterized. The transcript has 6 exons. Bases 263 to 1537 code for a protein of 424 amino acids. The record is from RefSeq and is a predicted model, not a curated record. NCBI's taxonomy places the organism in Eukaryota, Viridiplantae, Streptophyta, Magnoliopsida, Brassicales, Cleomaceae.
CUCUCUCUCUCUACAAGAGAACUAAGCAGUAGUGUUCAUUUCUUUCCUUUUCUCACUCUACAAACCCACCGCGCUCUCUCUCUCUCUCUCCCUGUGAAAGUUUCUUUCUCUCUGUAGAGACGUUUCGGGGCUUCCGAGAGCAGGAAGGAACUAGCCAGGAAGGAGUUGUUGUGAGGUGCUUUACUGAGUUUUUAUGCACCAAGGAAUUUAGGCAGCGUGUUUUUUGGGGUGCUUGGUCGUUGUGAAUUCACGCUCUUCGGUUAUGGGGUCUGCUUGUUGUGUUGCUGCUAGAGACAAAAUGGUUGUGCCCAAUAGAUCAGACGGUGAGAGUUUACAAAUAAACAAUGGCCGGUAUUCUCCAACUUGGAGUUUCCGAUGGGAUAAUAGAGGACGAGUAGCUGGUGAAGAGACCUCUCUGAGUUGGUUAUCUGAUGGACUUAGUCGGAAUGAUGGGUCUGAUGUGAAAUUUGAGUCUGCGUUUGUAUCAUCAGAAGGGUCCCCUUUGGACAGCUUCCGGGCGCAGACAUGGCAGAAAUCUCCCCAAUCAGAUUUAUCUUUUCGAAGAAAUGUCUCUACUGAUGUUUCAGAGCAGAUUGAACAGACAACUAAGGAUUCAAUAGAAUCCUUGGGACCAUCUUAUCCAUCUCCCUCGAAAUUCUCUCUUUCCUUGGCUUCUCAACCAUCAUCCUUCUCCACGUCACCGCUGUCAUCUCACAGCAACUUACAACCUGCAACCUCAUCCACUUUAAAGUUGGCACACCGUCCUCUUUUAUCAAAGCAAGAGUCAGAUGGUCAAAUUUGUGGGGAAACCUCAAAAAGCCGAUACUCAGCAACUGAAGAGAGGCAGGGAACUCGUUGGAGUAACGAUUUGCAGUGUGGGCCUUCUGAAGGUUGGUCCAUGCAUGCCUUUUCUGAGCUGAUGUCAUUUUCCCAGAGGGAGUCUGUGUCUUUUGAUAACGAUUCCUUUGGCCUCCGGCGUGACAAAAUAGGCCGUCAUGGCAACCGAACGUCCAAUGAUCAACAAACCUGUGGCGCUUGCUCGAGACCCUUGACAGAGAAAUCCUUGUGGAGCAGCCAAAAGAUCAUAACUUCAAACGAGCUAUCAGUUGUAGCUGUUCUAGACUGUGGUCAUGUCUAUCACGCUGAAUGUUUAGAACACAUGACACCAGAAAUCGACAAAUUCGACCCUUCAUGUCCCAUAUGUGCAUUGGGUGAGAAGAAAACACACAAGCUGUCAGAAAAGGCAUUGAGGGCAGAGAUGGAUUUGAGAGCCAGAUACAAGAGACUGAGAAAUCGUGUUAUGGACAGUGACUUUGACUGUGAUGACCUCAUUAUGUUUGAUCACACAGUCGGCAGUUAUGGACACAAGGGGAAGAGCCCCAAGCUGAUCUCGAGUUCAAGUGUGAAAAAUUGUUCCCCGAGGCCCUUCUUGUCACGGCACUUAUCUUUUGGGUCCAGAGGGAGCGGGAAAGCCCCUAAAGAUAAUCAUCCUGGACGGAAGAAGGGCUUCUUCUGGACCAAGUCCAGCAAAAUAUGAACACUUAUUAUGGAGAAGAGCAGUCUUGGAAGGGAUGGCCAAAAGAAGUCAUACAGCACACAACAGUAGUAACAUUGCUCAAACACAGCCCCUUGUGUUGUUCAAGCAUUGUGCAAAAUCUCAACUGAGUGUCUUCACCAUUUUCCCUCUCCUUUUUUUUUCCCCUAUUUCCCUAAUUUUCACACUUGUAUAUAUAUAUAUAUAUAAGGUUUGAGAACAGCAUAUAACAAUGUAAUGGGGGUCAUAAAACCCUAACAAAAGACUCUGGCAGAAUGCAUCCAAUGGGUAUGAAGUGGAGAUUCAAGGGGGUGUAUACUGUUUAGUUUGUAAUGACAUUGAAUUGACAUUGGUCCACACUUUUCUUUUCUGUAUUUGUGGUCAGUUACCAUAUCAGAAUCUUUCGUUUUGGGUUAUGGGUAAUGGAAUUCAAUAUUUAGUUUUUGUUGAA